Molecule: messenger RNA, 2100 nt
Organism: Symbiodinium necroappetens
Lineage: Eukaryota; Dinophyceae; Suessiales; Symbiodiniaceae
Source: the annotation of a GenBank genome assembly
AUGAAGAACUUGGAGCGCUCGUAUCCCGGAGACAUGCAGGAGUUCAAGUCCGAGAUCGAGAGGGCACUAGCUGGGCAGGAUGGGACCACUGAAGUUGACUAUGAGAAGGAGACAGUGACUUGGUCCAGCAGCAAGGGUGCCACGAUCGUGUUCAGGCACGCGAACCACAAGGUGCACAUCACAGCGAAGGAGGGUCUAUGCCGAGUGUACCUGAAUGCCUGCACAUUUUUGCAAGCGGCGAGCCAAGGCUCGACCGAUUCAGCGAUGGAGCGGGGCUCUACCCGGGCCGCCACCAGCAUUCGCCUCGGAGGUACCAAUGGUUACGCCAGUUCCAGGGCGCCCAGCCAAGUCUAUGCUCCCCCUGGAGCUCGCAGUGCAGCGGGCUUCUCGAAGCCAAUGAGUUUGGCUGGUGGCAACAGCACCGUGCCGGGGCGAUCUGCCACGGCGAAAAGCGCUGACAAGCCGAAGGUCCCUUAUACUCGCGUGGUGUCCAUCGACUUCGUCGGAGAGACGUCAGGUGAGAUGGAUCUCAAGAUUGGCGACAUGAUUGAGGUGGUCGAGGAUGAUGAUGGCGAUGCCUUUGACAGAUGGGUCAUGGGCAAAAACCUGAAGACGCAAGUGCUGGGAUGGAUUCCGCUAAGCCACACGCGGGGGGUGGACCAGGCAGUGGAAGUUCAUCUGCAUCUUGAGUUGAGCUGUUUGAUCUUGCUUGCCACCAGCUCCGCAGCUGCCGAAGAGCAUGUGGCGCAUCGGUCCUUCAAGAUGAUCCUGUGCUCGCCGGAGCAUGCAUUCAAGCAAGGAGUCCGAAGGCACUUCCACGCGAAGAAAAUCCUUGUCAAGGAAUUGAUCCGAUCGUACGGGACCUUCUUCAUCGGUGUGCAAGACCGCUGCAUGUACUCGCACACCUUCCACUUCAGUGGCAGCGAGCCAUUCACCACGGGCUGUACGGCUGUGGUCCAGGUCAAAGUUUUCGGCAGGUCCUUGGGCGAAGGUGACGUUUUAAUGGACAUAAGCGUCGGCCAGCAGUUGCUGCGCGAGAUCAUGGUGCGAUACGAUCAUAAGAACCUCGAUGAGCUGGAUGUGUUGGUGCCUGGCGGUCCACUGGCGGUCGCUGAGGAGGAAUUUCAAACGCCUUCGCGUCGAAACACGACGGUGGAAGUCAUGGCAGAGGCCGUCCACAAGCGCUUCGUCUCCGGGCUGAAGCAACAUUUGGCGGAGGAACUUGCCCGGGGUAAAACCCUCGGUUCCAUCUCCAAAGUUGAGGUGGUGGUCAAGGAAAGCGAUGUUGCAUUUGCCGGCUUCGGGGAAGAACUGGAUGCCACCAGCUUGUCGGAAUGCUUGCUAUUGCCUGGUGGUCACUGUUGUACCAGCAUGACAAGCAUGCGGUACCGCUCCGUUUCGAAUGUCUCCGCUGACGUCGAUUCCAAAGGAGCGCAGGGCGAAGCAGCUGCACAGCUCAGUGUCUGGGGCGAGUUCUUGUUUCAAGACGUUACAGAGCACCUAGCGGACACAGGCACCAUUUCGGAGCCAUUGCUGAGUGUCGUCAGGCAUGUGAUCUGGCCGUUGCUGAACAAGCACCAGAGGCCCCAGAACGCCAAUGCCAAGUCGUCCAACGAAGACGAAUGGAUUGCAUGCCUGGGUCUUACACUAUGUCUGGCGCUUUUCAGGGUGCUGACUUCAGCAGCGGGGCCUGACGUCUUCGUAGAGGUCGGAUGUGCAUGCCGAAGGCUGCAUCCGCCCAAAGCAAUUGCGAACGCAGACGCAGAGGAUUGCGCUGAAUUCGAGUUUGAAGUGCUUCCUUCUGAUCCGCAUGACAUGGGACCGGUUCUCGAGGUCCUUCACCUGGAGGCCGAAGCGGGAGGUGCCUUGCGCUUGCUGCCCUUGCUUGCAGAAUGCUCCUCCGCCUGCGGCCGAGUUUCCGCAGCGCGCACAAGUAAUGUCAAGCUGAGGUACACCCAAAUUCCGGGAAGCCAAAGAGUGGCAAAUCAAUGUUGCGAUUGCAGACCAAGCGCAAUCCUGUGUCCAAAACCUUUCUUCGGAGGCCCUCCAUGCCCUCCGUCACUGCCCACUAAUCUUGCAGUCACGACAUGGUACUGGUAG